Fusarium verticillioides 7600 is the source of this 1864-nucleotide messenger RNA. RefSeq lists its product as hypothetical. The coding region runs from base 216 to 1571 and encodes 451 amino acids. The record is from RefSeq and is a predicted model, not a curated record. Gene Ontology annotation, cellular component: catalytic step 2 spliceosome. The transcript has a single exon. NCBI's taxonomy places the organism in Eukaryota, Fungi, Ascomycota, Sordariomycetes, Hypocreales, Nectriaceae.
GUUGCAUAUCAAGAUCUCGGCCCCACUGCUUCAUUGUUGGAACCUCAGACAAAGUUGUCACAGCCAACAGAAACAAACCAAACUCAUAUCCAAAAGACUCGACUCUGAAUAUCUGAACCGUACCUAGCGACAUAUCGCAACUAGAAAACACGAUCCAUCACUGAUAGUGAACUUUCCGCGGCUGGUGCGCGCCUUGCGCCCAGGGUUGGCCCAUCAUGGACUCAUCAGGGUCAGGAACCUCAAAUGCGCUGGUACGCAAGCGGACAGAUACGGACUUGAUGCCCCCGCCUCCUCAAGCCAAAAAGAUAAAACGACCCAAGAAGGUACUUGACGAAGACACCUACACGGAAGCAUUAUCCCAAAUCAUCGCCCGGGACUUCUUCCCAGGACUCCUUCAAACUGAGAUACAGCAAGAGUAUCUGGAUGCACUGGAGUCAAAGGAUGCUGCCUGGAUCUCAAGUGCGGGCCGAAGACUUCAGCAUGUUAUGACACCGGGACGCCGAAAUGCACCUCUCUCGUCACAACCGAAUUCCUUCACUGCUGGUGAUCGCACACCUUCAACGUAUGGCGGUGAUACGCCAGCUUCAGUUACCUCGAAUGUUCCGGAUCCGCAGCCACGGCUAGGAGCCAACAUGAGCCUGACAAAAUUUCAAGAUACUUACACAAGUGAGGAUAAUGAAAGCUUUUACAAGCUUGUCGACAAACAGAAUCAGAAAAAGGCAGACAAAUAUGCCUGGCUUUGGCGCGGUAACAAACUACCAUCAAAGCAAAUGAUCAAACAGAAAGAGGUUGAGGAUCGACUGAGCCAAACCCGAAGCCUCAUCGAUGACGGAUUCAAGAAAGACUUGCUGGCCAUCAAGGACAAAGAUGACCGUCCGGCUCGCCCGGAUUCCUGGAAUGCCAACCCUCGAAACAGUUUGAUGUUCAGACCUGACGGGUUAGACGAUGGUGUCCUCACCGUUUCUCAGAAGGCCGAAGAAUCCUCAAGGAUGGCACCGAAGUCGAUAGUCUACGAGAACACGAGAAUGCCACAACCGCGCAUUACACCAAGACCGCCAUCUCCAACCAUGUCAGCGGUGCGAGACGCCAUUGCCGGCAAGCCUCGGAAAGAUGAUCGAGACUCUAGCAUUGUUAGCGGAGGCGAGACACCAAGAGUUAAUGGGUAUGCUUUUGUGGACGACGAGGAUGAUGAUGAUGAUGAGCCAAUCCUUCCUGCUCCUAUUAUCAACCUAGGCCCGGGAGAUGCAGCUCCAAACCCCUUCCGCUUGCAAGAGCAACGCGACAGAGAAAGUCUACACGAACGCAUGGUGGAGAGGAUAUCCCAGUCGAAGAAGGAAUCUUCAAGGAAUGGACUUACAGGGAGAGUUGACAAGACGCCGGUUCCAAAGUUUCCUAGUAGUCCUCGGGUCAAUGGUGGACUUACACCUGCAGCGCAAAGGCUUUGGAGUAAGGUUGGCACCCCUGGACGUGGAUCAAGUGGGAGCUCAUUUGGAAAUUCCAAGCCCAUGACUCCCAGAGGAUCACUUUUGAGAUCAGUGAAGAGACCUGGCUCAAUAUCUGGAAAGAAGUAACGGUUGAAAUGAGAUACCGUGGUGAUAAGAUUCGGGGCUUCUCUUGCUUCCCACAUCUUCCAUGUCUCCCAAAGUGCAUUCAUGGACUGAAGAUUACUCCAAUGUUCCAUCAGGUUGUUUUCACAUGACCAGUCACUAUCCUCGUCAAACUUUUUAAUAGCAUGGCGUUGUGUUGGCGCUACAUACUUUUCACGAUACCUCCAGCGGCUCAAUAAAGAAGCGCAACCAUCCUGGGUUAUUUACAGGUUAAAGCAAAUAGAAUUGAAAUUCAGACAAUUAUUUUUAAUGGCUUA